GCAGUUGAUUAGACAGGCGGCGCAGUUGGUUAGGCGAUUUCGCGGAGAGCAAAACGCGCAGCGUGUACCGAGCAAGGCUGCGCGAGUAGCGCGAAACAAGCAAGAUCGGCGUCGGCGCAGAGAUGCGUUAGUGUCGCGCGCGUACGAUGUCGGGCGAUAUCGCUCGAUUGGAACACGAGCCAGCCGCGUCUGAGCCGCUAGUCGGAGGAGACGCUGUGUUCACCUUACAAGGCACCAAGCAGACAGCGGAGAGCGUAGCUCAAGAUGCCGUCGACCAAACAGGAUUUGGCAAGUUUAACCUUAAGGUUAUGGCCGUCAGCAGUUUGAUCUUCAUGAACGUGGCGUUCAGCAUAACUAGCAUUGGAUUCAUAUUGCCAUCGGCAGCAUGCGACUUUCGGAUGACCACGAUGGACAAGGGCCGGUUAAGCGCCGCCCCGAUGUUAGGUAUGCUGGCUGGUUCCUACAUAUGGGGGUGCUACGCAGCGAUAAAAGGACGAAGGCUAUCGCUGUUGGUCGCUUUGUUUCUCCAUGGAAUCUCCGAGUUAUUGGCGUCAGUGGUGCCUCUCUAUUGGGUCUUCCUGUUCUUAAAAUUUCUGAGUGGUGCAGCCAUGAACGGCCAAUCGGCGGUCGUCUUUCUGUACCUGGGUGAGUUCCAACCGACCAAGUACCGCAACAAGAUGCUCUCGUGGAUGGAGAUGGCCUGGGUACUAGGGAUGAUCAUUCUGGCAGGAGUCGGUUGGAUCAUCAUACCGUUGGAGGUGAACAUUCCAAUCGGAGGUGUGGUCUUUCAUUCGUGGCAUCUUUUCGUCUUCAUAUGCUCCCUGCCAGCUCUACUCACAGGCACGUGGCUGCUGUUCUUCCCUGAGACGCCCAAGUACCUCGCCGAGACGGGACAGAACGUCCAAAUGUUGGACGUGCUGAUGAGAAUGUAUUCGGAGAACAGCGGAGAACCUCCGAAGGAAUAUAUAACGAAACUCCGAAAUUGCGGAAACAACAACCUUAACGACCUGGUGCAUCGAAUAAUGCACACGAGGGAUCAGGACGACGUCGAGGAACAGUCGUUCCAGCUAAUGAUAAACGAUAUAUGGACGAAAACCGUAAUGAUACUGAAACCACCGUUUUUAUGUAGGACGAUAGUCGUGUGCUUGAUCGCGUGUUUCGUUACGUCGGCCUAUUACACGUUGACUCUGUGGCUACCAGAGCUGUUUCACAGAUACGCAGACUUCCAGGAGCAGUUUCCCAAUGAGACAGCCAGCGUGUGCACCUUGAAGAACGUGAAGAAUAACGCGACGGUGAUGAUGUCGGAUGAUCCGUUCAACUGCGAAUCCAGAGUACAAAUUAGCGUGUUCGUCCAUACGUUCAUCUUGGGAGCCUCUUGCAUCCCAACGGGUCUCAUAUUGCCGCUCCUGGUUAAUUAUGUAGGAUACAAAUUCUUCCUCGUGAUAACAGCUUUCGUGCCCGCUGUCGUGACGUCCUGCCUCUUCCUGGUGAAGACGUCCACUCAAAACUUGAUACUCUCUUGCAUCUACGAAUCGGUUACCUCCGUCUGCCUCAGCAUCGUAUACUGCCUCUUAGUUGAUCUCUAUCCGACGCACUUAAGAGCAAUGGCGGCUGGUUUGUCGGCUUUCAUCAGUCGAAUAGGUGCUAUAAGCGGUACCCUGAUGAUCGGGUAUCUGAUCGAUGAUUACUGCACGUUAGUGAUCAUCAUAGUGGCUGCUCAACUCUUCCUGAGCGGGAUACUGGCACUGUUCACGCCAGGUGGAAAGAAAUCGAACCCAGUCGCCGAGAAAUCUUAACGAACGUGACACUAUUCGCGUGGCCUUUAAAGAAAUAAAAGAAAGUAGAAAUCUUCUGUAUUCGUAAUACCGUAUUAUAAACGUCUAAGGUCAUAUUUUAACACGAUGUAAAUGCAUUUCAUGUAGAAACGAGACGAUAAGGUGCCUUAUAUACACGAAUCGUUCGCACUGCUCGAAACAAUUAACGCGAGACGUUCAGCACGCUGCUUAAGGGACUCGUUCGCUCGAAGCAUUACUUAAGCUGUACUUAAACGCGCGAUGACCUCUUCAAAUUUCAUUCGAACUACCUAAGAGACACAGUCCUCCGAUUAUUUCGAGCAGCGUGCACACUCCGCGCAAUCAAAAUAUAGGAAAAUAUGCGUUCGAACGCGAUUGAUAUCGUACGCAAUGUAUAUUCGUUCACGUUGCUGAUGAACGAUUUAGUGUAAUGCUGAUAUAAAGGCUUAGAAAAUGUACUUUAAGAGAACGAGGGUAAUUAACCGAAUCUUUUACGGAGGGAGCUUCUACUGUCGUACGAAAGCGCUCCUGCAUAGGUUAAUUAGAACUAAUACUUGCUUAUUUCGCGUGACGUACAGAAUUUUCGGAAAUACCCAGCGAGAGAAUAGAGGGAAUCGAGGCCGUCAUUUCUCGUCGCGUAAAGAGAGAUACACUUUAACAUGUUAAUAUAGACUACAAUAAAAUUCGUAUCGUAAAUUUACAUUUACAUUCCUUACAAGGAAUAAUUCGGGUGCUAUAAUUAAUUUUGAACUCGAUCAUGGGUGACUUUCCUUUCGUUGUACGGCUAAAGAACACCAAGCAAUAGAUUAACGUACUUAAUCGCGUUAAGAAGAACCAAACAAGAAGAAAAUGCUCAAUUAAACGACUAUGGCAACGAUCUCCUAUUGUAAAGGCAAGCGGUACGAUACUCGACUUAGAUGCAAUUGUAUGAUAACAAAGAGUUCUGAUUGUACCGAUAGACGAACCGCAAAUUGGGACGUCGAUCGCAUUUCCAGCUCGUGUUUUAUCUUAUACUCUAUUUUUCUGCGUGCGAGACUUUUUAUAUUGUAAACUGUUUAUAUGCCGGCCAUUUAAGCUCAAUAAAAAAAGUAUUCGUA
Molecule: messenger RNA, 2890 nt
Organism: Hylaeus anthracinus
Lineage: Eukaryota; Metazoa; Arthropoda; Insecta; Hymenoptera; Colletidae
Product: synaptic vesicle glycoprotein 2A-like
Exons: 11
Coding region: 147-1796 (549 amino acids)
Biological process (GO): transmembrane transport
Cellular component (GO): membrane
Molecular function (GO): transmembrane transporter activity
Source: RefSeq, a predicted model, not a curated record